Grus americana (Whooping crane) is the source of this 6605-nucleotide messenger RNA. It is a transcript of the gene CTTNBP2NL, whose product is annotated as CTTNBP2 N-terminal like. Lineage: Eukaryota; Metazoa; Chordata; Aves; Gruiformes; Gruidae. The transcript has 6 exons. Bases 2064 to 3983 code for a protein of 639 amino acids. The record is from RefSeq and is a predicted model, not a curated record.
AGCCCCGAAUCUAAACCAGAGCUCUUGCUGGUUGCACUUAGUGGAGUCACUAAAAUCCUGAGGGAUGCUGGGCAAGAGUCCGAGGCGAAAGAAGACUCACGGGAGGUUGCAAGUAGUGGCUGCUCGGAGAAAGAAGAAAAUAUUUUAGAUAAGAAAAAUAAAAGGAUCUCAGGAAAUUCAUAUGCAGCUCCUAGUGAAACAGCACGUGUGCCUCCCUUGCAGUGAGACUCUCCAUAUGGCUCCUCCACAAGUGGUGAUAGAGAGAAUUUUCUGCUGAAAAAAAAUAAGCCUGGAGGUGAAAACUUCAAAGGGGCUGAACUCUGAAUCCAGCAAGAGCCUUAUGCACAUCCAGGAGCUGAGAAGAGCAAGCGUUGAUAAAGCACUUCAAAACCUCGCCAAGCCUGUGAUCAGGUUUCUCCUGCGGCUCCCCUGCGGUAGGAGCUUUGGCCAGCUGUACGAACACCAGCGUCGGUGGGGACCAAAUGCAAAUCAAACCCUUUGCAAUUACUCAAACGUACAGUGUGAAAGGCGACGAAGGCGAGGACAGUGCAAGUGUCCGGUGCGGGGUGGCGUUGAGCGGGUUAAGGGAAGCACUUGGGGAGCAGCCCGAGCUCCGGCCCCGAAGCCCCACUGAUGUAGACUUUGAGCAGUGUUCAGGGCUCAAAAUUGGGUGCGAUACUCAUGAGAUCCACUUCUUUUUGGUGAAGAAAAUCUACCUUUCAAGCUCGCAAUGGAAGAUGUGGGGUGCUUUGAGCUUUUGAUGCUCCUCAAUGGUCAGAGGUUUCUCAAGACGAGUGGUUCCCAGAGGAGCAGACAGGCACUCUGGGCUUGAAGCAUGGCCCCUGACAGCCAAGGGAGGAUCCUCAUGGACUUCAGGUCCCUAAUUAUCGGGUUUUGUGUAGUACAUUACGCCUGUACUUUUGCAGGCAUGUGUCCCUCUGCCUCGCUUGAAUUAUUAGCAUAUCCCAAAGGAGACAUAGAAGCCCAGACAGGUUCUUGGCAAAGAAAGGAGCUGCACAGGAUGGGCAGCAGGAGUCAGAGGAGGAGAAGGGAACAGUUCUUCUUGGCAUGAUGUGGCUCAAGAGCCCCAUGCCCUUGCUGGUGGCACACCAGCACCAUGGUGCGAUCCUGCUGGCCAAGGCACUGGCACAGGGCAUUGCAUUUUAAGGACAAGAUCCAGCUCUGGAUUAUAGCAGGAUAUCUCUGCCCUGUCUCAGUAGAUCUCAAAGUACCCAGAGCUUGUGGCCCCCACGGCCACUGUUUCACCUCUCCUGGAGUGUCGUGAAAAGAGAAGUUGCCCCUCUCAGCCCUGUAAUUGCAGCCAGCGAUGAGAAAUCAAACCGAGCUGAGCAAGACCUGCAGGAGCCAAACUUCUCUGGAAAUUAGGCCACCUCUGUUUAGGUGAUGGAUCCGAGCCCCGGUGGUUUGAAGCCUCUCGUUUGGUGCUGCCGUUCCUUCCAGGCAGGUAGAGGAGGUGUGUGGACUCGUCAGGCAGGAGAUGCUCAGCCCCAGCCGUGUCACCGGGGUGCAGCGGGCACCACAUCGGCUCCGCUUUCCGGAAAGAUGACCUGAAACCGAUUCCUGACUCUGAACUGUCCAGAAAGCUAAACCCCUCCGCGGAAGAGUUUGCUCAGCGGCACACAGGGCACCUCCACCUCUCCCAGGGGAGUCGCUACGAGAGGCGCAGAUGCAGCUCAGGUUUUCAAACCAUCAGGUGGAUUUGGCCAUGUGGGCCACCCCACAAGCCCCAUCCCGGGCAGGACCAGCGCCUGAGCCCCAGCUGGAGCCCAGCGAGGAGGCUCUCAACACCACGCUCCGAAAUCCCCGGGACACCCAGAAGUUUUGUCAGCCGCUCAUUUGAUGGAAACAUUACGCACUUGACUCUCACUCCUAAUGAAAAGCCUGCUCGCUGGGCUGUGUCUGUGGGUGCCCAGCCGGGAACAGGACCACAGAUGCUGCUCGUCCUUACCAGCACUCGCUGAGAUCUGGUCAGCACGGACGACCGACAGCCUGUCCCUCCCAAGCACGGGCCAUCAGCAGCUCAGGCAAAUGAAGUUUUCAGGAUGAAUCUGGAAAAACUCAGCAAACCAGAACUACUGACGCUGUUUAGCAUUCUUGAGGGAGAAUUAGAAGCAAGAGAUCUUGUCAUAGAAGCCUUAAAGGCCCAGCAUAGAGACACGUUCAUUGAAGAACGCUAUGGGAAGUACAACAUCAGUGAUCCAUUAAUGGCUUUGCAGAGAGAUUUUGAGACCCUGAAAGAGGGAAAUCAUGGUGAAAAGCAACCAGUAUGCUCCAAUCCCUUAUCUAUUUUGAAAGUGGUGAUGAAACAUUGCAAGAAUAUGCAGGAAAGAAUGUUAUCCCAACUAGCUGCUGCAGAAAGCAGACACAGAAAGGUGAUACUGGACCUGGAGGAAGAGAGACAGCGGCACGCCCAGGACACAGCGGAGGGGGAUGAUGUCACCUACAUGCUGGAGAAGGAGCGGGAGCGGCUCACCCAGCAGUUGGAGUUUGAAAAAUCCCAAGUGAAGAAGUUUGAAAAAGAACAAAAGAAGCUGUCAAGCCAGUUGGAGGAGGAAAGGGCACGCCACAAGCAACUGUCUUCCAUGCUUGUAGUGGAGUGCAAGAAAGCCACUGCCAAAGCAGCUGAAGAGGGGCAGAAGACAGCAGAAUUGAGCUUGAAAUUGGAGAAAGAGAAGAGCAGGGUCAGUAAACUGGAAGAGGAGCUGGCAUCCAAGAGGAAGCGGGGUUUACAGAUGGAAGCACAAGUAGAAAAGCAGCUCUCAGAGUUUGAUAUUGAAAGGGAACAGCUGAAAGCUAAGCUGAACAGAGAAGAAAACCGUACAAAAGCACUCAAAGAAGAGGUGGAGUGUCUGAAGAAAGCCCUGAAAGAGCUGGAGGCUUCUUGCCAAGAGCGCAGUCCUGCCGAGCCUUUGCAGCCAAGCCCCUCGGUGAUGUCCAGAGGUGUUGCAACUGACAGUCCCACGGUGAAGUCUGUGUCUUGCCAGACGGAGUGUCUGCAGGCAGACCGAGCAACUCCUGCCAGCACAAGCAAAGCUGUACAUACCAUGUUUCCCAGCCCUACUACACCUACUCAUUCCUAUGCAAAAUCCAAUGGUCAUUGUGAUACAGACGUGCAGAUGAGCAGUGAGCUACUGCAGGCAAAUGCAGCAGAGAACCAAGUUCAAAAGGAGAAAUCGACUGGGGCAGCCCCAGAGAACACAGUUGAGAAUGGAAGUUCUCCUGUAAGAACAGAGUCACCGGUGCAUCUGAUGUCCCAGUUCCCUUCCAGCGGGGUCUCCCUGUCUCCCAGCAGCACAGCUGCCUCCUCUCUAACACCUUCUCCCUGCUCCUCACCAGUUCUGACUAAACGCUUAGUGGGAGUGUCGGCAAGCAGCCCUGGCUACCAGUCGUCCUAUCAGGUGGGGAUCAAUCAACGUUUCCAUGCAGCUCGGCACAAGUUUCAGUCUCAGGCUGAACAGGACCAUCAGUCAAGUGGUCUGCAGAGCCCACCAUCGCGGGAUUUGUCUCCUACUCUAGCAGAUAACUCUGCCGCCAAGCAGCUGGCCCGCAAUACAGUCACUCAGGUCCUUUCCCGAUUUACCAGCCAGCAGGGACCUAUUAAGCCUGUCUCCCCUAACAGCUCACCUUUUGGCACAGACUAUCGAAAUCUGGCAAAUGCUGUGAGCCCCAAAAACGAAUCUGGUCACUCUCCAAGCCCUGGCAAGGUUUCCAGUCCGCUAAGCCCGUUGUCUCCUGGAAUUAAGUCACCGACCAUUCCUAGAGCAGAAAGGGGGAACCCUCCACCUAUUCCUCCAAAGAAACCCGGCCUCGCUCAGUCACCUGCUGCUCCUACUCCACUAACCAAAACCUCUUCCCCAACCCCCUCGCUGGGUGCCCCCAUGGACGUGGCAAGUAGCUGCUCUAACAAUGCCGUAGUGUCAAAUGGCAAAGACAUUGAGAUACUCCUGCCAACUAGCAGCUAGUCUCCAGAAAAUGUGAAUGUGACAUUCCGUGGCUUAGCAUCCUAAAGCUAAGACACUGUUUUUCCACUCCAUGUUAUUUAUUUCCAUAGUAGCAGAUUCUGUCUGUAUAAAGCAUUUAGUAUAUUUUUUUUUCUUUUUUAAUAGGUAGGAAAAUAUUUUUGUUUAUGGAGAAACCUUAACUACAGCUAUACAGUAGCCUCAAAAUGUCUCAUGGCAACAGUCAAAUCAUUAGAGAUAACAAGAACCAUAGUCAUGUGGUGGGACCUAACUAUCAAACUCUAAUGGGACUGAAAUGCUACUUUUAAAUUAUGCAGAAAUAACUUUUGCAGACUUUUUACUCCAGAUGAACAUUUUAUAAAGUGCCUGAACUAAGCCUGCAAUAUGAAUGUGAUUCUCUGGAAAAGGUGAGGAGGGGGACCAUCUAGCUGCAGAAUUCUUCUGUGAGUCAUGACUGUUGAAACCAACACUGUUUUUCUUUUUAAUUCUUUCCAUUUGCUAAAAUAAGUUAGCAAAUGUGCUACAAAUUCUGUAAGGUGACCACCAGGCUGACAGAGCCAGCCACGCUGUGUCCUUCAGGACAUCACUCCUAGCUAUUUGAGGAAGCACAUAUGAGUUUCUUGGGGUAAAAUUUAGCCAUAAUACAAUCCAGGUUACUUUUCUCUCGGUAUUCAUUAUCCGUGUAGUUCUUUUUGCUUUCCCGUAACACAUCCUGCAGAGAUGCCUGUGUGCUCUAAAUGGCUAAACUUGGUUUCUGGUGUGUCACCUGGAAUUUUCAAGCUCUUCAAGCAUUCUACUGUUGUGUGUAGAACUUCUGAGAAAAGGAUCUUGCUAUUACUUGACAAAGAUCUCACUAUUACUUGAAAAAAAUCACUGGUUCAUAUGAUACAGGUUUUUUUGCAACAGUAACGUGGGAUCUUCUACUAUAAACAAAAGCAAUAAUUUUGUUCCUCAUCUGUAUCAGUUGUGUCCGGCUGACCUGGAUUUUACUCAGUAGUGAGCUGUGGGAUCUUGCUGGCUUUCCUUGGCUGCAAAUGUGGAACCAAAUCAUUACUGUCACAUGUAAUUGAAUGUGUAUGUAUGUGUAAGUAGUUUCACACGCAUACAUGCUAAAUACACAGUGUAUUAGGAAAAUCUUUAUCUGCUCUUGAUGUUCUGCCUAAUAGGAAGAAAACGUGGGAAUUCAUUGAGAUUUAAAAAAAAAAAAUCACUUACUGAGGAAUUGCCUAAGUUUGAGGCAAAUCAUGUGUGAAAAAUUGUUUGGGUCCAAGAGGGGAGAAGCGACUGAUUGCUGCGCAGAAACGUGUUGUGUGAGCAGCGUGGUCCUCACUGCAGCCGUGCUGCGUGUGCUCCCGCGGUUCAGCGGCACAGCACGGUGGGUUUUUGGAGUCACUGCGCCGAGAAAUGCGAGACAAACACACCGCGAAUCGGUGGCAGAGGCUGAGAGCAUAACCCUGAGGUAAUUAUCCCAGGCGUCCUAUCUGAACUGAUCCUAAAUUUAGAAACUGGACUUGCUGCUCGGUGUCAGCCGACGUUCAGCAUUUCCCUCUGCAGCAGUGUCACGUUUAUGCAGAGCACAGCUUCCCGCUGCCAGAGACGCUUUCUCCUUCAUCAUUUUUCAAUAUCGAAUUAGACAAAAUACAUCCACCUUUAUUGUAGGACAGAUCCCUGCGGCAGCUGGGGGGCUGCGUGAGCUGGUAGGUUCCCUCUGGCUUUGAGCCUGGGUCUGUAGGACAUGGACCUCCUGUGCUGCUUUGAAGUGGCUGUGGUCUGGACCGACCCCGCUGUCCUGUCCCGCACAGCCAUGGCAGGGAUUUGGACUAGAACAAGAGGGUUUUACAGACCUUUUAAAUUGUGGUAUUAUGUGCUAUUGUUCCUAAUCCGGUGGAGCAGGCUGUGUACUAACAGUGGGGAGACAGAGGCAGCCUGGAGAUAAAGGGCAGUGACUCUUUUGGAAGCACAUUUAUUACUCUUUUUAACUUUUAAGUGUCCACAGCAGAUUUUUUUUCCUCUUGAUGAGAGUAAUUGCAAAGACUGAUGGGCAGAUGGAUUUUGGCCCAUGGAUCACUUCCGAUUCAAAAGUGAGGCUUUUGUAUACACUGCUUUAACGUGUUUCUUUGCUUUUACAUUAAUCUAAAUGGUAUUAUCCCCUUUCUUUAUCAAUAGCUCUAUAGAAAGAGAUAUACUAUGAUGAAGUCUAUUAGGAAAUGCACUGAGUACUGUUUCUUCUAAAAUAUAAUAUGGGAAGGGGUAUGCAAAAGAAUGUAUUUUUGCUAGUAGCCUAUCUUCUGAGAGAAACUAAGCACAAGAUAUUAAAAUGGAUCCAACUAAUUCAGUAAGACAUUUAGAGUUAGUAUUUAACUGUUGAUGUAGAUUCUGUGUGGAAGCAACUAAAUAUUUCUCCUAUAACUCACAUCUGUUAUAAGCAGACGUUGUUGCAGAGUUUGUCACUGGCUAAUGGAGUAUAAUGAAGUGCAAAAUGUAUACACUAGUAUUAAUUCAUUAACACUUGUAAAUUUGUAAAGCCAAAUGUACCAAGCUGAAGUCUUUAAUCAUUUUUAUAGCUGAUGGCAUUAAACAUGUUAAACAUUCAUAUUAUCAAUAAAGGAUUUUAUUUUUAAGAUG